Solea senegalensis (Senegalese sole) is the source of this 2052-nucleotide messenger RNA. It is a transcript of the gene golt1ba, whose product is annotated as golgi transport 1Ba. Gene Ontology annotation, biological process: endoplasmic reticulum to Golgi vesicle-mediated transport; retrograde transport, endosome to Golgi. NCBI's taxonomy places the organism in Eukaryota, Metazoa, Chordata, Actinopteri, Pleuronectiformes, Soleidae. Gene Ontology annotation, cellular component: endoplasmic reticulum; membrane. The record is from RefSeq and is a predicted model, not a curated record. Bases 142 to 528 code for a protein of 128 amino acids. The transcript is spliced from 6 exons.
AAGGUGUGUUUCCGGAAGACGUGGCUGUUGCUGCAGUGGCAGGCAGCUGUCAUCCAAAUUGUUCUAAGAGGAGCACUCGAGUUACUGCUGUAGCACUUUCUCUACUUCUGCUGUGUCUUCACCCGUUUACUCGGCGACAAGAUGAUUUCGCUAACGGACUCCCAAAAGAUUGGAAUGGGAUUAACAGGCUUCGGCGUGUUUUUCCUCUUCUUCGGGAUGAUCCUGUUUUUUGACAAAGCACUGCUGGCUAUUGGAAAUAUCCUGUUUGUUGCUGGACUUGCAUUUGUCAUCGGGCUGGAGAGGACCUUCCGUUUCUUCUUCCAGAAGCACAAGAUGAAGGCCACCGGUUUCUUCCUGGGAGGCGUGUUCGUGGUACUGAUCGGCUGGCCUAUUAUUGGAGUAGUCCUGGAGGUUUAUGGCUUUUUUCUGUUGUUCAGGGGUUUCUUCCCAGUUGUCAUAGGCUUCAUCAGAAGAAUACCUGUCCUCGGCUCGAUCUUAAACCUGCCGUUCAUCAGAGCACCUUCGUAAGGCUGUGAGGACAAUCAGCAGUCGUGUAUGUGGACAAAGCGGGCGAGAGCAACACCAUGGUAUAACAGUGACUUUUUUUGUAGCCACAGAAGGCUGUUUGAGUUCAGCAGGUUUUUUAAAGCCACACACACACACACACACUCUCUCUCUCUCUCCCAUUGUGCUGAUUUACAGCAGCUACAGUUAUAUGUUCAGAUUAUUCCCUCCACCAGCAGGCAAAGACUGCUUUCUCUUCUCUGUAAUUUCACUGGUCAGCGCUUCCUGUCAAAGGUUCAUCAGUGCCGCACACCACCAGUCUGUUACUAAAGGAUGGAGUUACUAAGGUCACUGUAAUAAAUACUUCAAAUGCUAUUGAUCUCUUCACCACUGAGUGCAUCUGGCAUGAUAAUGGAGGAUGGAAGACUCAUCGUCAGAGGCUCAUCGACUGUCUUCUUGACUUUUUCACUCCGUGGAAGAAACAGACUAAACUACACCACCCACACUCGCAAGGAUGAGAAUAGGAGCGACAGCUUUCAAUGUUGUCGUAUUUCUGUUCCUGUGCUUUAACUUUAUUUUGACUACAGCUUUUAUGUCCAAUUUGUUUUUGUCUUCAAUUGUGGGCACUUUUUAAACCAUCUAAAGGACUAAAGUGCAUGGCUCAUUUUGAUCUUGUCCAAAUCAGCCUUUGCUAGUUUCCCCAUGGGGAAAUAAAAGAAAGAAGGUUGUCUUUGUCAAACUGUGUAAUUCAAAAGGUUUGUACCUAAAGCUGAUUCAUAGUUUUGCCGUGUUUGAGUCUGCUGAGGUUCUUAAACGUCAACAUACGACUCGUGUGUGUGCGGACCCUACAUGUAUGUUCACAUGCAGCCCAAAAAGUGUGAUAGCAUUAACUAAGAUGUGUCUGAGUAUGCAAGUAGGACACAUAUGUUGGAGUGGAAUAGAACGUGGUAUCGGGUACACACGUGUGCCAAUCCUGACUAACACAGACUUUCAUUUUAGCAUGAAUGGAACUGUGGGCAAAUGUGUACCGGCAGAAAGUGAGUGCAAAUCUUUCAAGUUUCGGUCUCGUAAACGUGCAACAUGCCAGACUGUGUACAAAUGAUGUAUGCGUCACUUCACUUAUGAGUCCAGAAGGAGACGAGAAAGAGAACUUUUGUUUGUGAAAAUGGAGAAAUGCCUACUGUUGUGCAUAUUGUACCUUUUUUAAAAUCACAGUAUAAUAUUACACAACAGUCUUCAGACCAGAUGUUUUUGUAGGUCAAAGCACAAUCGUUUUCUGCUCUCCUGAAUGUGCCAAAAUCUGAAUUUGCAAAAAAGAAAUUACACUGGGCAUGAAAGUGACAGCUGUAUCUGUUUGAAACUAGCAAAAACGGUAGUUCUUUUGCGCUAGUUUAUGCUUGAUGUUAGAUAGAGCCCUUUGUUUUUUUGUUUAUGUGUGUGUGUGUCGCAGCUAUUUGAAUACCAAUUGUGGCUAUUGCAAUACUUUCCCUUUGUUACAUGUCAUUUCUGUUGGCUAAUAUGGUAUAUAAAUUAUUUUUUAAAUGAUCA